Arabidopsis lyrata subsp. lyrata is the source of this 1445-nucleotide messenger RNA. RefSeq lists its product as uncharacterized. NCBI's taxonomy places the organism in Eukaryota, Viridiplantae, Streptophyta, Magnoliopsida, Brassicales, Brassicaceae. The coding region runs from base 72 to 1310 and encodes 412 amino acids. The transcript is spliced from 7 exons. The record is from RefSeq and is a predicted model, not a curated record.
UUUAACUUAAUCAUCUAUAAACUAACUAGAAACUAUUUAGAAAAUAUCAAAACGUUUUAGAUAAUCUUAUUAUGAUCGAUCGAAUAAUGACCAAUUUAAUCGUGCUAUACAUUCUAGUCAUACUAGCUAUGAUAGUCACCGGAAGCGAGUCUUCUAAUACUCGUGAUGCUGAAAUAAAUCGACUCAUGAAGAAACUCAACAAACCUUUUCUUAAAUCCAUCAAGAGUCCAGAUGGAGAUAUCAUAGAUUGUGUUCAUAUGAAAAAUCAUCCAAUUUAUGAUCAUCCUUUAUUCAAAAACCACACCAUUCAGAUGAGACCAACUUCUUACCCAGAAGGAUGGAGCAAUAAAGAUUCAGAUAAUGAAAAACACAAUAUGGUUCCUCAACUUUGGACAAUCAAUGGAAAAUGUCCAAAAAAUAGUAUUCCGAUCAGAAGAACGAGAAAAGAAGAUAUUUUACGAGCAAAAUCCAUUGAAAGGUUUGGAAAAAAAGAUCCCAACAAUAUCCAUCAACAUAAACGACCAACCAAUCCAACUAACGACGGUGUACAUGAGUAUGCCAUACUUAAAGUGGAAGUAAAUUCUCCUCGAGCUAUGUUUUAUGGAACCCAAACUUUUAUAAAUGUGUGGAAGCCUUAUGUACAACAUACAAAAGAAUUUAGCUUAGCACAAAUAUGGAUGUCGGCUGGAAGUUAUAGUACUCAACUUGAAACCAUUGAAGCUGGUUGGCAGGUGUUGACUGCACUUUAUAAUGAUACUAACCCUCGAUACUUUGUCUAUUGGACUAAUGAUUCAUAUAUACAACAUGGUUGCUAUAAUACUAUUUGCCCCGGCUUUGUUGUUGUCAACCAAGCAUUUGCUCUAGGCGCGGCCGUUCCUGAAGUUUCUAUCCGUGAUGGUCUACAAUACGAAAUUUUCACAAGUAUAUGGAAGGACCGUAGUUCAGGGAAUUGGUGGUUGAGAUUUGGUACUCAUGUAAUUGUCGGGUAUUGGCCUUCUUUAUUGUUCAAUCGUUUACGAAUUGGUGCGACCGAAGUUGAAUGGGGAGGCGAAAUAGUAAAUUUAAAGGAGAACAACCAACACACGUCAACACAAAUGGGAAGUGGGUCAUUUGCAAUAAAUGGAUAUAGAAAAGCUAGUUAUUUUAGGAAUAUUUUCGUAACUGAUGAAAAUAAUAUUACGAGGCAACCUGUAGGUCCUUCUACAUUUGUGUCGGAAGAAAGUUGUUAUGACAUAAGGUAUCGCACUGAACAAGCCUGGGGAAGUUUCUUUUACUAUGGUGGUCCUGGUCGAAGUCCUUUCUGUAAUUGAUCAUAUAUGUAAGAAUAUUAUGUAUGAAUCUAUUUAUGUCAUCACCAUCAUAUAGUAUAUAUGUGGUGGUGAAAAUAAAGUUUAAGAUAUAAUUAUAGUUUUGGGACUAUAAAUAGUUUAAGCCAAAUUCAUCAA